AUGUCUGACUGGUGGUAUUGUAUUUGUGAUCGUAUCUGUUUAGCUCAUCUCCCCUCUUCAACAUUGGGUCUCGGCCUUUCAUAUUGCUGGUGGAUCUGGAAAACUCGAAACGAUUUGGUGUUUAAUGGUACAAGUUGGCCUGCGGAGGCAGUUAAUGGAAAGGCACAAGAAGAUUUUUUUGAGUUUCUAGAGGCUAAUAUCAAGCCUUCCCCUACUCAAGUGGCUUCUUCAAAUCCUGAGACUUUGGUUUGGAGGAGACCCAAGGAAGGCAUGAUAAAAAUUAAUGUUGAUGCAGCGGUAUCAAAGGCAACGAGCACUAUUGGAACAGGAGCAAUUGCUCGGAAUGCGAACGGCUCCAUUUUGGGAAUCUUUAUUAAGUCAUAUGAAGGUCUCACCUCACCUCGGCUUGCGGAGGCUAUGACAAUUAGAAGUGGAAUGAAUUUGGGUGUUGCUCUGAAUGUAGGAUGUGUUCUUAUUGAAUCGGAUGCGGAAUCGAUUGUCCGAAGCUGUUACAUGUCAAAAGAUCCACUCUCUGAUAUUGCAGUUUUGGUACAAGAUUGUUUAGCAUUGAAGGAUUUGUUUCAGUUGUGUGAAUUUAACUUUGUCAAACGUGAUUGUAAUAGGGCUGCACAUGCUUAUGCAAAGAAAGCCUUUUCUUGUAGUUUGUCCGGUCUGUGGACAACUACCUUGCCUCUAUGGGGUUCCUCUCUCUCUGAUGUUUAG
Messenger RNA from Rhododendron vialii, 723 nucleotides. RefSeq lists its product as uncharacterized. NCBI's taxonomy places the organism in Eukaryota, Viridiplantae, Streptophyta, Magnoliopsida, Ericales, Ericaceae. The coding region runs from base 1 to 723 and encodes 240 amino acids. The transcript has a single exon. The record is from RefSeq and is a predicted model, not a curated record. Gene Ontology annotation, molecular function: nucleic acid binding; RNA-DNA hybrid ribonuclease activity.